AGUAAUCACUGCUAGAAACGAGCUAGCUAGAUAGCUGCCAAGUAACAGCUACAACGCACAGUGCUGCCAAAAAUAAUGUCCGUCCCGUUCUCUUCUUCUUGAUAAUCUAACCCCAUAAAUUUUACUGCUAGACUACUAAUCUCUCUCUCUCUCUGUCGUUAUUUUUUGAGUUUGGGUUUGUCUGGAGAGAGAGAGAGCUAUGAGAAGAUCGCAUUUCUACUCUACUUUUAUACUAGCUCUGCUACUUUCUGUGGCUUGUACUUUUCAAUUCCAAGCUCAUGCUGCUCCUCCAGCACCUUUGAUUAAGCACUUGUCUUCUCUUCUCAAAUGGACCACCACUGUGGCAUCCUCAAAAACACCCCAUUCAGAUGGGAAUGUUCUUCAGUUUGAGGAUGGAUACUUAGUUGAGACUGUUGUGGAAGGAAAUGCAAUGGGAGUGGUUCCUUACAAAAUACGCGUUUCUGAGGAUGGUGAACUGUAUGCUGUCGAUGAAGUUAAUAGCAACGUUGUUAAAAUCACUCCACCAUUGUCACAAUAUAGUAGGGCAAGAUUGGUGGCUGGGUCAUUUCAGGGUUACACAGGACAUAUUGACGGAAAACCAAAUGAGGCUCGUUUUAAUCAUCCCAGAGGUCUAACCAUGGAUGAUAAAGGGAACAUAUAUGUCGCCGAUACUUUGAAUCUAGCCAUCAGAAAGAUUGGAGAUGCAGGUGUCACAACCAUUGCUGGGGGGAAAUCAAAUGUUGCAGGUUUUCGAGAUGGGCCCAGCGAAGAUGCCAAAUUCUCAAAUGAUUUUGAUGUGGUGUAUCUUCACUCUACCUGUUCUUUGUUAGUUGUCGAUAGAGGAAAUGCUGCUCUUAGGCAAAUCUCGCUUAACCAAGAGGAUUGUGAUUAUCAGUCCAGUUCAUUUACUAUGACAGAUGUGAUUAUGGUUGUUGGUGCCGUCUUGAUUGGAUAUGCUACAUGCAUGCUUCAGCAGGGGUUUGGGUCUUCUUUCUUCUCAAGAAUGAAACAAUCUUCAGAGAGUGAAUUUAAAAAGAAAUCAAGUAAGGAAAAACCCAUUCCUAUUAUGGAGAACAUGAAAGAGGAGCCCAAGUGGCCAUCUUUUGGACAGCUUUUGAUUGAUCUAUCUAAGCUUGCUCUUGAAGCAUUGGUUGGUAUACUCCUCUGUUUUGUUCCUUCUUGGAACAGACCAGGUGAAGCCAGAACAGGCCUCACCCCUUUGAAAGAUUCUCUAACACUGCCUGAAGAUAAAGUUGAGCCUCCAUCAGUUCAGAGUCAGAGUACUCCUGCUCCUGUAUCUGAAAGUCGCCAGGUCCAUACUCCAACUACAAGUGAUAAAUACUUGGAAGGGAAACCACCAAAGAUCAAGUCUGCCAGUUUUAAGGAUCCUUCUUUGUUAAGCAAGCAUUGGUCUUCAAAACGACAAGAAUAUGCAGGAUUCUAUGGUUCAGGUGAGGUUCCGUCUCAUGGUGAAGCCAGAACAGGCCUCACCCCUUUGAAAGAUUCUCUAACACUGCCUGAAGAUAAAGUAGAGCCUCCAUCAGUUCCGAGGCAGAGUACUCCUGCUCCUGUAUCUGAAAGUCGCCAGGGCCAUACUCCAACUACAAGUGAUAGAUACUCGGAAGUGAAACCACCAAAGAUCAAGUCUGCCAGUUUUAAGGAUCCUUCUUUGUUAAGCAAGCAUCGGUCUUCAAAACGACAAGAAUAUGCAGAAUUCUAUGGUUCAGGUGAGGUUCCGUCUCAUGGCAGGUCAAAGAAUCACAAAGAAAAAUCAAGGCAUCGCCAACGAGAUAAAAGUGGUGAAGUCGUUUUCGGAGCAGUAGGGGCUGAGCCAAAACCUGCUGAGAUGAAGCAUGUGGACUACGAAAGUCCAAAAUUUGAGCAUUACAAUAUCAGAAGCAAGUAUGGGCCUGAUAGCUCCUACCGAUUUUGAUAGACUACUACUCUCAGUAUUAUACUGCCUGCCAAAUCCAGCUUAGCUUGUUUUUUUCUCCACCCUUUUUGUACCCUUAUGUCUGUUAUUGAACUAAUAUCUAAUUCAAGUUUAAACUUGUAAGCAAGGGUUUAUCUGUCAGACACGUUCAUAAAGGAGUUCAUGAUAUUUUUUAAACUGGCUGCUGCAACACAAUCCAUCUGCAGAACGGGUGCAAGAACUGAUGAGCAUUCAGGAGUUGAGCUGCUGGUAGUCCAAAAGGGAACUGAUCAUGCAUUCUUGGUUUCUGGAAGCAUAUAUUUGUUCAGAAGAAACUCUCCGUGCGAAGGUUGAGCGUCUUUGUAGACUCAUUUUGCUUUCUUUAUGUAGUCGGCCUUUUAAAUCUACAAAACUUAUUUAGUAUAUGCUUGUACUCUAGAUUAUUUUGAAGUAUCGCAUUUAGAGGGUGGGAUUAGUCUGGCAUUGGCAUCAUGUAACAAUUCAUCAUCAUACAAGGAUAAGCUUAUGAACACUGAAGGUGUAUUUAUUGCUAUGGAUAAUUUUUUCGAAA
Messenger RNA from Populus trichocarpa (black cottonwood), 2483 nucleotides. RefSeq lists its product as uncharacterized. Lineage: Eukaryota; Viridiplantae; Streptophyta; Magnoliopsida; Malpighiales; Salicaceae. Gene Ontology annotation, molecular function: protein binding. The record is from RefSeq and is a predicted model, not a curated record. The coding region runs from base 200 to 1933 and encodes 577 amino acids. The transcript has 7 exons.